Molecule: messenger RNA, 1369 nt
Organism: Tripterygium wilfordii
Lineage: Eukaryota; Viridiplantae; Streptophyta; Magnoliopsida; Celastrales; Celastraceae
Product: protein SRG1-like
Exons: 4
Coding region: 179-1231 (350 amino acids)
Source: RefSeq, a predicted model, not a curated record
CCAUUAAAGAAUAAAUCAGUGCGGACCUAAUAUCUUCAAUUCAAUGUGUUUAGACUAGGACUUUCAACAAUUGUCCAAGCAAACAAGCUUUUCCUAUAUAUGUUAAAACCCCUCUCUAAUUUUGUGUGAGGCUCCUCCUGAAUCUCUGAUAAUCUCUGACUCUGUAAAGCAAACAUCAAUGGCUGGAGUUGUUGUGCCUGCAGAGGGUGUACCACUGCCCAAAACUGUGCAAGAAAUGUCAAUCAAUGGGGAGGAACCACCUCCACAGUUUCUUGCCAAAGAGAAUCCUUUUGGGGCCUUAGAUUCUUCUCCAACGUCUGAUUCAGUCCCUCUCAUUGAUAUCAGCAUCCUUUCUUCAUCAGAUGAUGAACUUGAGAAACUGAGAUUAGCUCUCAGCUCAUCUGGGUGCUUCCAGGCUGUAGGGCAUGGGAUUUCAAGUGAGUUUCUUGACAAAGUGCGCAAAGUUGGAACAGAUUUCUUUCAACUUCCACAGGAAGAAAAGCAGAAGUGUUCUCGUGCAGCUCAUGAUGUGCAAGGAUACGGACAUGACUUGAUUGUUUCAGACAAACAAGUUCUUGACUGGUGCAGCCGCCUUUUCCUUCGCGUUUUUCCUGAAAAUCAAAGAAGGGACAACCUUUGGCCCCAAAUUCCACAUGAUUUCAGAGACAUUUUACAUGAAUACUCAAUGAAGAUAAAGCAUUUGAUGAAUGUUCUAUUCGAGGCGAUGGCGAGGUCAUUGAAUCUGGAAGAAAAAAGUUUUUCAGACCAGUUUGGAGAGCAACCAGUGAUGCAAGUUAGAUUCAACUUCUAUCCACCUUGUUCGAGGCCGGACAUGGUUCUCGGAGUCAAACCUCAUACGGAUAGAUCAGGAAUUACAGUUCUGUUGCAAGACAAAGAAGUUGAAGGUCUUCAAAUCAUCAAAGAUGGAAAAUGGAUCACAGUUCCAGUUCUUCCUGAUGCUCUUGUUGUCAAUCUUGGCGACCAAAUGCAGAUAAUGAGUAAUGGAGUACUCAAGAGUCCAGUUCAUAGGGUUGUGACCAACACAGAAAAACUGAGAAUGUCCGUGGCGAUGUUCAACGAGCCAGAUCCGGAGAAAGAGAUUGGACCUGUGGAACAACUGAUGGAUGAUAACAAGCCAAGAUUAUACAGAAAUGUGAAAAAUUAUGCAGUCAUCAACUAUGAGUGCUUUCAGAAAGGCAUCGUAGCACUUGAGACUAUAAAGAUUGGUUGAUGUUCAAAGAAUUGUGACUAGAAUAAGAACUGAUACCGUUCUUUAGAAUUACCGAUCAUCUGUGUGGUACUAUUAACAUCUGGGUUUGUAUCAGUUCUCUGAUGAACGUCAACAAAAAAAAAAAUUAUGUUUUCUUUC